This is a messenger RNA of Symbiodinium necroappetens, 496 nucleotides long. The record is from the annotation of a GenBank genome assembly. Lineage: Eukaryota; Dinophyceae; Suessiales; Symbiodiniaceae.
AUGCUCAGUAAAUGGUUGACUGGAGACCGAGAUAAAGGCAAUCGAGUCUUUGCCUCAGUGGCAGAUGGUCUCCAGGUGCUCUACAAAGACAGGUUGCUCCCAGUGGAGAAGGACUUCAGCUUUCCGCACUUCUUCUCACCUGAGUUGACAGAUGCAGAUUUCUCUGCACGACCUAUGGUCAUGCUCACCGGCCAGUACUCGACUGGCAAGAGCACUUUCAUCCGGCACCUGCUAGGGCGGGACUACCCCGGAUUGCGAAUCGGCCCAGAGCCAACGACCGACAAAUUCGUCGCUGUCUGCAAAGGCGAUAUGGAUCAGGUCAUUCCAGGGAAUGCCUUGGUUGUGGACAAGUCCAUGCCGUUCACGCAGCUGAGCCACUUCGGCAACAACUUUCUUACGCGUUUCGAAUGCGCGAAGCUUGACAGUCCUGUUCUGAACGGGAUGUCCCUCAUCGACACACCUGGUGUUCUGUCUGGCGAGAAGCAGCGCUUGAAGC